Messenger RNA from Plasmopara halstedii, 1764 nucleotides. RefSeq names its product aur protein kinase. Gene Ontology annotation, biological process: mitotic spindle organization; regulation of cytokinesis; protein phosphorylation. Lineage: Eukaryota; Oomycota; Peronosporomycetes; Peronosporales; Peronosporaceae. Gene Ontology annotation, molecular function: ATP binding; protein kinase activity. Gene Ontology annotation, cellular component: spindle midzone; spindle pole centrosome; chromosome passenger complex. The record is from RefSeq and is a predicted model, not a curated record. The transcript is spliced from 4 exons. Bases 1 to 1764 code for a protein of 587 amino acids.
AUGGCAGGAAGUCGAUGGCUUGCUUUAGAGCAGUGGCGGGUGGAGAAGCGGCGCCAGAAGCAGCAGCAGGUGCAGGAGACUACAAAAAUGGCUCAUUCUGCACACCGAUCAUCUCAAGGAUCGCCUUUGCGCUCAUUCGUAUUAUCAAAGCGAAAAAAAACACUUCUGCAGCUGAGUUCGGUUGCAGUUGGCCAAAUGUCGUCUGAUUUAGCGUCAGUGAGGUCUCUCGAGCUAGAGAAGGACCAAAAGGUGCUGUACACAACACCAUUCAAAGCCCGCAGCGAAAAAGGAACAGAAACAAACAAGGAAAAAGCUGACCAAAGCUUAAUUUUUGGCGACGUGCUUACGAGUAGGAAGAGACGCAGGAGACGAAGCUAUAUUUCUCCGAGCCUCAAUGCGUCGUGGGGUGGAGCGCAGCGCAUCUUGACACCCAUGCGUCUUCUUAAUUCGGAAAACGAUGAUGGUGGCCUGGAUGGGGAUACAGAUAGUACGACACCUGAAGUUUUGCUGGGUCCGCGGCGCGUAAGUGUUUUAGCCCAACGGAGAAAGAGCGAUGAAAGUGCUGGAUCCGAGGCUCUGCCCUUUGCAGAACCUUUGGAAUCUUUGGAAGAUACACCUGUCCAUUCAAGAGAGACUAUUUCACAAGGCAGUAUGAAUUCAGCGUUACACGUUUCCGACAUUGCUUUCAGCCAUGCCAAGAGGCAACAGAGUCACAAGAAGCACGAUUUCAUUUCAAACUACGAUCCGCAAACAGAAGAAAAAAUUCAGCGGCCUUUGAAUGAUGACGAGAUGAGCCCGCGGAUAAAGCGCAAUCAUUCGAUACCCGAAUAUGAUAUGAUGAAUUUGGUAUCUAAACGAAGCAGCAUUGAAUUGACGUGUCGUAAAAGCACUUCUAGCCGUUCUUCCCUAGACGAUACACGUGUAGGCCAAUCUAUCAGCGAGCGGUUAGCGAGGAGUUCAAAGUGGAAAUUACACGACUUUAUUGUGACGAAAAAUUUGGGUCAAGGCAAGUUUGGGAAUGUGUAUCUUGCUAGAGAGAAAUGCUCGAACAUUACUGUUGCUCUUAAGGUUCUUUUCAAAUCGCCACUGACGCGAGAUGGCGGAGCAAACAACUUGAAGCGCGAGAUCGAAAUUCAAGUGCGGCUCCGUCACCCGAACAUCCUGCGCCUGUACGGCUACUUCUAUGACGACUCAUAUGUAUAUCUGGUGCUGGAAUACGCACCCUAUGGCGAACUCUACAAGGAGUUAGCCAAAGAAUCGUACUUUCCAGGCGAUGUGGCUGCGCAUUAUGUGGCUCAAGUUGUAGAAGCCUUACAAUACUGUCACAGCUGCAACGUAAUACAUCGGGACAUAAAGCCUGAGAACCUCCUAUUAGGAUAUAACAAGUCCGUCAAACUUGCUGAUUUCGGAUGGUCGGUACAUGCGCCAAAGCCUUACAACCUCCGUAAGACAUUCUGCGGGACUCCAGACUAUCUGAGUCCCGAAAUAGUGAUGGGAGAAUCGUAUGAUUAUCGAACCGAUGCAUGGAGCCUUGGUGUGCUAACGUAUGAGCUUCUGAUUGGCACAACGCCAUUUUACUGCAGAAAUCAAAUGGAGAUGUAUAAGCGUAUCGAGGUCGCUGACUACCACUUUCCGCCAACUCCGUCAAUAUCUAAUGAUGCCAAAAACUUUAUUGCUGGACUGCUGAAGCGUAAGCCAUGCGACCGAAUGAGCCUAGAGGAUGCAGCAAAACAUCCGUGGAUCUCAAAUCAGUCUCCAUUAUAA